AUGCCUCGAAGACCCAUCAAGAGCGCCACUCUUCGCGUGGCGGUUGCUCCUCGGCGAGCUUCAGCUCAUCCGUCCACGCACGCUUCCAAGGACGAAACCGAUGACGAGGCCAAGGCGAUCCCCAUCGCCUCUCUUACCCUCAACACUCCUUUGACUCUGCUCAAGACGCCCAAAAGACGCGUGCCCUCCAAACCCUUCCCUUUUAUACUUUUGCCUUCGGAAUUGCGCAUCAAAGUAUACGAGCAUUACUUUGGUCACGCCGACGACGUUCUCGACCUCGGACCGGACAACUACAAGUGUAUCCACAAGCUCCUGGGCCUCAUGCGCGUCUGCAAGCAGAUACACGCCGAGGCCACUCAUCUCUUCUACAGCACCAGAUCCUUCCGCAUCUUUCCCACUUACCCCGGGCGCUACUUCAAGACCAAGAAGCCCCUGCUGGCCCGGCUCAAGCCUCGCCAGCGCCAAUGCCUCACCUCUUUGCAGCUGCGCCUCGGUCCUGGCUGGAACGCCCCCCCGCGAGGCUGGGUCGUCAACGACGCCCUCGGACUCCAAGACUGCGCCAAUGUGCACAAGCUCAGUGUCUACGUCGAAUGCGACCCGAGCGACGGCUUCUUUAAGGGCUUUCGGCACUCCGAGGGCUUCUACGAAGGCUUCAGUCGCAAGCUCCUGGCCAACAUCAUCGACGACUUGCCCUGCCUUCACGCCAUUGAGUUCGAUGCGCGAUCCUGCGUCAAGAAAUCGGGCGCCAUGAUGCACGGCCUGCUUGACGUUGCGGUGCAAUCCCAGCGGCUGAUUCGCUGGGGGCCGGAGCGCGGCUGGACUGACGCCGAGGAGGACCCCGUCGACCCAGACCCGGCCGCUCUGUUUGAAGGACUCACUCUCCAGGGCUAUGUACCGAAUGUCGUCGCUGCGGCGUAG
This is a messenger RNA of Hirsutella rhossiliensis, 918 nucleotides long. RefSeq names its product 3 exoribonuclease family protein. The transcript has a single exon. NCBI's taxonomy places the organism in Eukaryota, Fungi, Ascomycota, Sordariomycetes, Hypocreales, Ophiocordycipitaceae. The record is from RefSeq and is a predicted model, not a curated record. Bases 1 to 918 code for a protein of 305 amino acids.